AUGUCUCAAAACCCGACCGACAUUCGUCCGGACGAGGAAGCUCUUGCGGCCUUGCUCAUAAUCGUGGCCUUGAGCUUCGGAAGCCUCUUCGCGGUCGCGAAGACAGCUGGGAAGCGCUUCGUUGGAUCCGUCAGUAAGAAAGACGCGUGUGGAAGUCAGGUUGAGCAGGGGCAUGAACAAACGGGGGGGCAACGUCGUGUUGGAAAUAAUAGAGAUGAUACAAAUUCUGACCAGGAUCAUCAGUCGAGGAUCGAAGACGACAGCUUCGCCUCACGGACUUAUAUCCUACAAGAGACAACACCCGACAACAAGAAUACGAGAUCCCAACCCAUCCAAGCCAAAACUCCGUCCAGCGCGCCCGUGACCGGGAGCAAGGCUUAG
This is a messenger RNA of Letharia columbiana, 381 nucleotides long. RefSeq lists its product as uncharacterized. The transcript has a single exon. The coding region runs from base 1 to 381 and encodes 126 amino acids. The record is from RefSeq and is a predicted model, not a curated record. Lineage: Eukaryota; Fungi; Ascomycota; Lecanoromycetes; Lecanorales; Parmeliaceae.